ACACACACACGACAUCUUUUACCCAAUCCAAUCACAGAUCCCCAUGGAACGAGAGGUAUGGGGAGGCCAAGAACAAACAGGCCCCUAGAUUUUAUAUGCCCGCUCUAAUGAAAUUGCAUUAGGGCAGGGCUCAGGAGAGAGUGGUACUUAUCCACCGCUUUGCUUUCGCCUUUGGCUUGCUUGGCCCCUCCCUCUCAUUCCUUUUGCUCAGCUCACGGGUCCCUCUCGCCCGUCUUCCUCGUAGUUCACUUCUCUUUUACCACUACUGCCUCCAUCUCCAUGUCGUCGCUCGGACAAGGGUAGUAGUAGAGCUCAGCUCAGAGUGAAAGCCAAGCAAGAAGCGUUUUCGUCUGUGUUUGGUUGUUGAUGAGAGCGAUGGCCAGCGGCGGCAACUGGUUAGGCUUCUCCCUCUCCCCGCACAUGGCCAUGGAGGUGCCCUCCUCCUCUGAACCCGACCACGCUCAGCCUGCUAGCGCUAGUGCUAUGUCUGCUUCUCCCACCAACGCCGCGACCUGCAACCUCCUAUUCUCCCAACCCGCGCAAAUGGCCGCUCCACCUCCUGGAUACUACUACGUCGGCGGCGCCUAUGGGGAUGGCACCAGCACCGCCGGCGUCUACUACUCCCACCACCCCGUCAUGCCCAUCACGUCCGAUGGAUCUCUGUGCAUCAUGGAAGGGAUGAUGCCAUCGUCCUCGCCGAAGCUCGAGGACUUCUUGGGUGGCGGCAAUGGCAGCGGACAUGACGCGGUCACCUACUACAGCCACCAGCAGCAGGACCAACAAGACCAGGAGGCAAGCAGAAUCUACCACCACCAUCAACAGCAGCAGCAGCAGCUAGCGCCCUACAACUUCCAGCACUUGACGGAAGCAGAGGCGAUCUACCAAGAGGCCACGGCGCCGAUGGACGAGGCAAUGGCCGCUGCCAAGAACCAGCUGGUGACGAGCUACGGCUCAUGCUACAGCAACGCGGGGAUGCAGCCGCUGAGCCUGUCCAUGAGCCCCAGGUCCCAGUCCAGCAGCUGCGUCAGCGCAGCUCCUCAGCAGCAUCAGAUGGCUGCGGCCGCUGCUGCUGCCUCCUUGGCUGCUUCCCAGGGAGGCAGUAAUGGUGGUGGGGAGCAGGAGCAGUGCGUGGGGAAGAAGAGGGGCACUGGGAAGGGAGGCCAGAAGCAGCCCGUUCAUCGCAAGUCCAUCGACACGUUUGGGCAGAGGACCUCCCAGUAUAGGGGCGUCACCAGCAGGCACAGGUGGACUGGGAGAUAUGAAGCCCACCUCUGGGACAACAGCUGCAAGAAGGAUGGGCAGACAAGGAAAGGGAGGCAAGUUUAUCUAGGUGGUUAUGACAAUGAAGACAAGGCUGCCAGGGCUUAUGAUCUGGCUGCUCUGAAAUAUUGGGGGCCGUCAACGAACACCAAUUUCCCGCUAGAAAAUUAUCGAGAGGAGGUCGAGGAGAUGAAAAGCAUGACAAGGCAGGAAUUCGUUGCACACUUGAGAAGGAGAAGCAGCGGGUUUUCUCGUGGUGCUUCGAUAUAUCGAGGAGUAACGAGGCAUCAUCAGCAUGGAAGAUGGCAAGCUAGGAUUGGCAGGGUUGCUGGCAACAAAGACUUGUAUCUCGGCACUUUCACCACUCAGGAAGAAGCAGCCGAGGCCUACGACGUAGCCGCGAUCAAGUUCCGUGGCCUGAACGCCGUGACCAACUUCGACAUAACCAGAUACGACGUGGACAAGAUCAUGGAGAGCAGCUCUCUGCUGCCCGGUGACGAAGCGCGCAAGGUCAAGGCGGUCGAGGCAGCCAACCACGUGCCUGCCAUGCACAACGGCGGCGGGGAGAUCAGCCAUUCCGAAGAAGGAAGCUCCGGCGUCUGGAGGAUGGUACUCCAUGGAACACCGCAGCAAGCUGCACAGUGCACCCCCGAGGUGGCAGACCUUCAGAAGGGCUUCAUGGGCGGCGGCGACCCUCGCUCGUCCCUGCAUGGCAUCGCCGGGUUCGACGUCGAGUCGGCGGCGCAUGACAUCGACGUCUCAGGCAAGAUCAACUACUCCAACUCGUCCUCCCUGGUGACCAGCCUCAGCAACUCGAGAGAGGGGAGCCCAGAGAGGUUCAGCCUGCCCUCGCUGUACGCCAAGCAUCCCAACGCCGUCAGCGUCGCCAGCAUGAGCCCGUGGAUGGCGAUGCCAGCGCCGGCCGCCGCCCACGUGUUGAGGGGGCCGAAUUCCUCCAUGCCUGUGUUUGCUGCCUGGACGGACGCAUAGCCGCGCUGCUGCUGCUCAAAUCUUGCUGUCGCUGGCCAUGUUGCGUAAACUGGAGCUGAGUUAGUAGCGUCGGUUGCUCAUUCCACUUGUGUUGAGCUGGGAAGGCAAGGCUGGUUAAUUGGUUAUCACGAAGGUGGUGUAGUGUUAGUGGUAGUGGUACGCAGGAGAAGCAGGCAUUAGUCUCUAGCUCACCGAACUUGUAGCAGUACGUAGUAUUCUUACUUACUUUCUCUUGAGCCUCUUUUUAUGUAAUCUCCUGGGAAUGUAUUAUCAUGCAUGCAUGCAUGGCUUACAAAUUACAACAAUGCAUGGAAGGAGGCUGCCCCAAGAAAAGUGAAAGGGUUUGUGGGAUCGGGACUGA
Triticum urartu is the source of this 2611-nucleotide messenger RNA. RefSeq names its product AP2-like ethylene-responsive transcription factor CRL5. Gene Ontology annotation, biological process: regulation of DNA-templated transcription. The record is from RefSeq and is a predicted model, not a curated record. Gene Ontology annotation, molecular function: DNA binding; DNA-binding transcription factor activity. NCBI's taxonomy places the organism in Eukaryota, Viridiplantae, Streptophyta, Magnoliopsida, Poales, Poaceae.